AGAGAGAGAGAGAGAGAGAGAGAGAGAGAGAGAGAGCAAGGGAAGGGGGAGCAGGCAAGGGAAGGAGGGAGGGAGGGAGGGAGGGAGGGAGAGGAAAGCCAUGCUCACACACUGUGACAGUGCCAAAGCAAGCGGAGAACGGUAGAGAGAGAAAAGCAGAAGCCUUGAGAGUGCUGGAGGAGAGACUUGUAGUGACAGAAGGGUCAGAGGGAGCGGCACAGGGAGGAAUGAAAAAAAGAAUGAAGGGCUAGAAUAGAAAAAGAAACGGAAGGAUGGGAGAAAGGGAGAAAGACGUACAUGUGGCAGUGAAAUUUCCCAAGCUGGAUAGACACAUCUAAAGACAGGAAAGAAGAUAAGUGUGGAUUAACUAAUACUUGAUGUGUGUGUGUGAGGCAUCGUCACUGACAGAGAUUGUGUGAUGCCCUACUGGUGGAUUAUGAGAGAGUUGAAAGUAAGGACGAGUGUGUUGUAGCGUAAGGCUUGAGUGAGGGUGAACGUAAAGUGUAGGGGCAUCCAGGGUCAGCGUGAAGUGAGGUUCGGUGCGGUUCAUGCUUUCAUCACAUUCUCUCUCAUCAUGGGAUUUCAGAAGCUCUCCAUCAUAGUAGGACCACGCAGUCUCGUCUACUCUUUCUUUCUUUAACUUCAUCCUGUUGCUGCUCAACUCUGAAGAGAGAGAGAGAGAGAGAGAGAACGAGCCUCGUUGAUCCUGAGGAGGUCUGAGGAGCGUCGAGGCAGUACGUAGCGUUUGGUGAAUGCCUCCAGUAUCCAGCCAUGGGGGAAUGGACCAUCCUCGAACGCCUCCUAGAGGCUGCUGUUCAACAGCACUCUACUAUGAUUGGGAGGAUUCUACUGACGGUGGUUGUGAUCUUCCGGAUCCUCAUUGUAGCCAUUGUGGGCGAGACGGUGUAUGAGGAUGAGCAGACAAUGUUCCUAUGUAACACACUCCAACCCGGCUGCAACCAGGCCUGCUACGACAAGGCCUUCCCCAUCUCACACAUCCGCUACUGGGUCUUUCAGAUCAUCCUGGUGUGCACGCCGAGUCUGUGCUUCAUUACCUAUUCCGUGCACCAGUCGGCUAAACAGCGUGAUCGCCGCUAUUCCUUCCUCUAUCCAAUGCUGGAAAAGGACUACAGCCGAGAAGGCACCCGCAAGGUUCGCAGCGUCAAUGGUAUCCUGGUGCAGCACCCAGAUAGCAGUGGUGGCAAAGAUGAGCCUGACUGCCUAGAGGUUAAAGAGAUCCCUAAUGUAGCACGUGGCCUCACCCACAGCAAGAGCUCCAAAGUGCGUCGGCAAGAAGGUAUUUCUCGUUUCUACGUCAUCCAGGUCGUGUUCCGUAAUGCCUUGGAGAUCGGCUUCCUGGCAGGCCAGUACUUCUUGUAUGGCUUCAGCGUACCAGCCAUCUUUGAGUGUGAUCGCUAUCCAUGCCUAAAAGAAGUGGAGUGCUACGUGUCACGCCCCACCGAGAAGACAGUCUUCCUGGUGUUUAUGUUUGCCGUGAGCGGCAUCUGUGUGGUGCUCAACCUGGCCGAGCUCAACCACCUGGGCUGGAGGAAGAUCAAGACGGCCAUUCGGGGUGUCCAGGCACGCCGCAAGUCUAUCUGUGAGAUCCGCAAGAAGGACAUGGCGCACCUGUCACAGCCUCCAAACCUGGGCAGGACCCAGUCCAGCGAGUCGGCUUACGUUUGAUCUUCUAUUACCAUCUUUUAAAUGGAGUCAAGGGGUUGAAUGUUGAUAGUAAGGGAUAGGGAGUAGCCUUACCA
Molecule: messenger RNA, 1760 nt
Organism: Ictalurus furcatus (blue catfish)
Lineage: Eukaryota; Metazoa; Chordata; Actinopteri; Siluriformes; Ictaluridae
Gene: gjd1b
Product: gap junction delta-2 protein
Exons: 2
Coding region: 772-1686 (304 amino acids)
Biological process (GO): cell communication
Cellular component (GO): connexin complex
Source: RefSeq, a predicted model, not a curated record